AAAAUCCCAAGCCCAAGGACAAAGCGUCUUCUAAAGUAUACCAAAAAAAAAAACUCUGAAAGAAGCGGACAGGGCAAGUGGAAGGUCGAGGACUCGAGGGUUUCGUCUCCGACGCCGCGACCUCCACCUCCGCCCUCUCGUCGGCACGUCCGGUGGUCCAGAUAUGAAGAGGGCCGCGCCGUGGGAGGAGACGCUGGAGGUCAUUUCCGACGACUCCUUGAGCUCGGAUUCCGACGAUGAGGCCGGGGAGGGUAAAGGCGAGGGCUCCUUUCGGCUGCCCAACUCCUCCAAACCUGCAGCUUCAGCAGAAGCAGCCAUUACAAAGAAGAGGAAACCUGGUGGUGUGGAUUUCAGUGCUUUGAGCCGGCAUGGGUAUCGUGGCGGACCAUCUGUAUUGACAGUUGCUCCUCCAAAGGUCGAGCCUAACUGGACUUGGUCAACUGGGAAAGAUCGCAAUGACAAGGAAGUUCUGACUGAGUCUUAUGAAGAGCGGGAACGCACAAGGGCUGCGGUAACUGAAGGAGAGAAGCUUAUCGGUGUGCGGAACCCUCAGCCAAGGCAGACGGAGAAAGAGAAGGAGGCUUCAUUCUCACAGAAGGAGAAGCGGAAGAGAGACCGUGGACAGGCCAGCAGGGGUAAGAACUAUGUUGAGGAGGAGAAGCGGCUCCUGAGGGGGAGCGGCGUCUAUUCUGGCUUUGAUACUUGACACUCUCCAGAAUAAAUCUAGUAACUGAAGUGCGUCAGCACUGUGGAUUGUUCCUUGUUACUAGCUUCCAACGUAAUUACUGGUGUGUUUGCUGCUGUGAUUUUGUAACGUGGGUGGUUGAUGGAGCUUUCAUGUGAUUUUGUUUCCUCAAUGUCUAGACUUCCACAUACCUGCUGUUUUACCUUAACAUUUUACCUCAGCA
Messenger RNA from Brachypodium distachyon (stiff brome), 908 nucleotides. RefSeq names its product protein RDM1. The coding region runs from base 164 to 706 and encodes 180 amino acids. Lineage: Eukaryota; Viridiplantae; Streptophyta; Magnoliopsida; Poales; Poaceae. The transcript has 3 exons. Gene Ontology annotation, cellular component: nucleus. The record is from RefSeq and is a predicted model, not a curated record.